GGCGGGUCCGGUGGCGGCGGCUCGCGGCGGGUCCCCCUCACGGACGAGGUCGGGGAGUCUCGGGAUCCCGGGCCUCUCCCCGUGGGUCUCGGGGAAGGAUCAGCACAGGGCCGAGCUUGCGCUGCCCGCCGCGACUCCAGACUCGCGGGGCACGCUAGGAGUUGUAGUCCCGCCGCUCGCCGCGGCCCCGCCCCGAACACGGAAGUGCGCGAGGCCACAGGCGGAGGCGGCUCUAAGAUGGCGUCGCCUCCUCAGGGGGGCCCGAUGGCCAUCGCCAUGCGGCUGCGGAACCAGCUCCAGGCCGUCUACAAGAUGGACCCGCUGCGGAAUGAGGAGGAGGUGAAGGUGAAGAUGAAGGAGCUGAACGAGCACAUCGUGUGUUUCCUGUGCGCCGGCUACUUCAUCGACGCCACCACCAUCACCGAGUGCCUGCACACCUUCUGCAAGAGCUGCAUCGUGAAGUACCUGCAGACCAGCAAGUACUGCCCCAUGUGCAACACCAAGAUCCACGAGACGCAGCCGCUGCUCAACCUCAAACUGGACAGGGUCAUGCAGGACAUCGUCUACAAGCUGGUGCCAGGCCUGCAGCACAGUGAGGAGAAGCGGAUCCGUGAGUUCUACCAGUCCCGAGGCCUGGACCGGGUGACGCAGCCCAGCGGUGACGACACGGUGGGGGGUGACCCCAUGGGGCUCCCCUACAGCACCUUUGACCACUCGCGCGCUCACUAUUUCCGCUACGACGAGCACGUCUCGCUCUGCCUGGAGAAACUGAGCUCCAGCAAGGACAAGAGCAAGGCCAUGCUGCAGCAGAAAUACGUGAGGUGCUCCGUGAGGGCACAGAUCCGACACCUGCGGAGGGUCCUGUGCCACCGCCUGGGGCUGUCCCUGCAGCACGUGCAGAUCCUGUUUGACAACGAGCCCCUCCCCGACCACAUGACAAUGAAGCAGCUCUGGCUCUCACGCUGGUUUGGCAAGCCUGCGCCCCUCCUGCUGCACUACAGCAUCAAGGACAAGAGGAGGUAGGGGCAGGGGGUGGGCACUGCCCCCCAGUGCAGCCCUGCUCCUGCCCCCCACCCCCAUAACUUAUACCCCUCUUCGAAUUUAUUUUUGGAAUAAAAUUGUGGAAAAGCC
Zonotrichia leucophrys gambelii is the source of this 1131-nucleotide messenger RNA. RefSeq names its product polycomb group ring finger 1 (gene PCGF1). The transcript is spliced from 9 exons. The coding region runs from base 238 to 1023 and encodes 261 amino acids. Gene Ontology annotation, cellular component: PRC1 complex. Gene Ontology annotation, molecular function: promoter-specific chromatin binding. The record is from RefSeq and is a predicted model, not a curated record. Lineage: Eukaryota; Metazoa; Chordata; Aves; Passeriformes; Passerellidae. Gene Ontology annotation, biological process: negative regulation of transcription by RNA polymerase II.